This is a messenger RNA of Insectozyma verbasci, 1500 nucleotides long. Lineage: Eukaryota; Fungi; Ascomycota; Pichiomycetes; Serinales; Debaryomycetaceae. The record is from the annotation of a GenBank genome assembly.
AUGACACAACUAACUAUACGAGAACAAUUGGAGGGUUUUCCGCUAUUUCAAAUGAUAGUACUCGGUACUUUAAGAUUAACUGAGCCAAUAUCAUUCAGUUCUAUAUUUGCUUAUCUAUACUUUAUGAUUAAAUCAUUUAAUAUAGCGUCAAACGAUGCAAAUAUAUCUAAAUAUAGUGGAUAUUUGGCAUCUGCAUUUUCAAUAUCGCAAUUCUUAACAUCAAUUCAAUGGGGGAAAGCAUCAAAUAAAUAUGGUAGAAAAAGAAUUAUAUUGCUAGGAUGUUUUGGUACUGCUAUAUCAAUGGUAAUACUCGGUAUUAGUACAAAUUUUUAUACUGCAUUAUUAGCUAGAAUAUUAAUGGGUUUAUUAAAUGGUAAUGUUGCAAUUAUGAGAACAGCCGUCGGGGAAAUAGCUCAUGAAAAGAGACAUCAAGGUAUUGCAUUUUCUAACUUAUCAUUAAUUUGGAGUUUUGGUAAAAGUAUUGGUGGAUUUUUAGGUGGUUGGUUAACUGAUGUUGAUAAAUUUAGAGAAACUCAAGAAGUAGAGGAAAGAUUUCCAUUUAUAAAGAUAAAUUUGAUUGUUGCAGCAAUGAUAAUUGUAUUUAUGUUACAGGGAUGGUUAUUUCUCGAAGAAACACAUGAAAAACAGAAGAACCGUCGAGAUAUAGGAUUAGAGAUUGGUGAUUUUAUAAGAAGAAGUUUAGGUUUUGAAGUACCUCAACGUCCCUGGCAAAUUAAAUUACCGGAUUCAACAGAAGAACAUCUUGUAGACGAUUUCGAGUUGUCAUCAUUUUCCACAGAUAGUGAAGAUACAAUUACAGAUGAAAAACAACAACUAUUAACGAAACCUAUAAUAAUUAGAAUUAUCAACAAUUUUUUAAUGUCAUUUCUGAAUAUCAUUUAUACUGAUUUUUUCCCAAUCUUUCUUGCUAAAACAUUAGAGGUUAAUCACUUAAAAUUCCCAUUUGAUAUAAAAGGUGGAUUUGGUUAUAGUUCAAAACCAAUCGGUAAUUUAAUUUCAAUCACUGGUAUCAUUGGAGUCGUAAUGGUUAGUUUAUUAUUUCCUAUCAUAACUAAACAUUUUGAAUUGCUCACCUCAUUUAGAUUAGGGCUCCUGAUAACCCCAUUUAUAUACAUUACUAUACCAUUAAUCAUAUUCACAUUACCUGAGUACAAUCCAAAAUCAUCAUACUUCAUUACAAAUUCAUUAUUAUACAUUAACUCAAUAUUACAAUCAUUUUUAACAUCAAUUAAUUUUUCACAGAUGUUUAUCUUGAUUCAUAGCGCUUCUCCAAAACAACAUAGAGCAAUAAUUAAUAGUUAUACAAUCUCGUGUACUUCAUUAGCUAGAUUUAUAGCACCAUUAAUUUUUGGUUGGAUUAUGGCAAAUUUCGAUCACAUAGGAAAGGGAGGUUUAUCAUGGUGGUUCUUGGCAAUUGUAUGUUUUAUUUCGUAUGUGAACUCCUUCUUUUUAAAAGAGAGUGAUGAAAUAAUUGGGUAA